This is a messenger RNA of Suillus plorans, 231 nucleotides long. RefSeq lists its product as uncharacterized. The record is from RefSeq and is a predicted model, not a curated record. The coding region runs from base 1 to 231 and encodes 76 amino acids. Lineage: Eukaryota; Fungi; Basidiomycota; Agaricomycetes; Boletales; Suillaceae. The transcript has a single exon.
AUGAUAUUCCGUUAUUGCAGAUCCGAAGGUAAGCUUGAAACAAUCUUCAGCCAAACAACCACAUCUAACGGCGCUGUCUCCAGGUAUGCAAAUCGUUCCGCAAGGUUCAUGGAUGCAUAUACCAAGGGUCUUACAGGGCCACAAGCAGUUUGGGCGACGAGGAAAUAUCACAGACAUCGAGUCGUUCCGAAUUCUAUUUUGGAGGCUUUAGACACAGCGGGAAAGAUAUGA